AUGUUGCCCCGUCAGAUGCUAGGGCUCAACGUCUCCAGACGUGCCUUCUCGUCAUUUUCACGUACACUUAAGAAGUCUGAUAAGAAGCUUCUGCCUAAAGAAUUCUUGGAGAAGGAAGCAGCCGAGAGAGUCCAGAAUGAGCAGUUCAAGCAGAACUUGUUGAGCAAAGAAUUCACAGCAGAACCCAAGAUCAAGUCCGCCGGCUCCAUUCCCCUCAACUUGGAACUUUUGCAAUAUAAGCCUAUAAGGCUUCCGCCCACACAUGGCCAUGAAGUCGCCAAGCUCAAAUUCAGAGGAUACAACGAGGACCACUUGACAAGAGCAUCUGAGUUUGCUGCCAGAGCCGCCUUUUACUUGGGCAUUCCAUGUUCUCGUGUGAAAAAAGUCAAAACGGAACGUAGACUAUACACCGUGAUCAAGUCGCCCUUUGCCCAGUCCAAGAGUAAAGAGAACUUCUUGAGAAUCACAUACAACCAACAGUUGAUUGCCUACGACACCAACCCAGAAGUGCUUGAUUUGUGGCUUUCAUACAUCAACAAGCAUGCAUUGGAAGACGUAAAGUGUCUGGCCGAGAUCACCACACGCGAGAAGCUCGACUUUGCCAAAUCCUUGGAUGCCAUGACCGCCCAGGAUGCUAAGUUCCCUGAUGCUUACACAGACACCACCGACCCCAUUGCCGCCAAGGUCAAGGACUUGUUGCAGUCCGAGCAGUUCAAGCAGCACUUCUAA
Candidozyma duobushaemuli is the source of this 729-nucleotide messenger RNA. Its product is annotated as mitochondrial 37S ribosomal protein uS10m. The record is from RefSeq and is a predicted model, not a curated record. Lineage: Eukaryota; Fungi; Ascomycota; Pichiomycetes; Serinales; Metschnikowiaceae. The transcript has a single exon. Gene Ontology annotation, biological process: translation. The coding region runs from base 1 to 729 and encodes 242 amino acids. Gene Ontology annotation, cellular component: mitochondrion; small ribosomal subunit; ribosome. Gene Ontology annotation, molecular function: structural constituent of ribosome.